GAGCGAUUUCGUGAGGUCGACGUCAGCGAAUAGGCCACGCCCCUACGCCCUCGACCCACCAAUGGGCGGUCCUUGUGACUGGACGAUGUUCCUCCUUCUGUCUGUCCUGUGCCCUCCGCGAGACCGUUGUCGUGUACCCGCGGGACAAGGACCGGGAAGGGCGCGAGUCGUCGUGGUCCGGCCUGCAGAUGUGCCUUCGUCGGGAGCACUUCCGCAACGGCGUCCUGGUCCUGCGGUGCAUAGCCACGAUCCUCCACGUCUACAACAUUUCCUCCGAGAUCCACAUACCGGACUCCAGCUACAUCCAGAGCGCGCCCAGAGAGGGGGCCUCCACCGCCGGAGCCGGAUCGUCGACCCUCCUCCUUCCCCUCCUCCUGCUGCUCCCCGGCAUGCUGAGGGGAACCUGAUGAUGCUACCCCGCCCCUCACUCUCUUCCGGGCAGCGUCUGCAUGGGCGUGGAGUCGUGGGCGUGAAGAGGAGGAGUGUCUGUCUGUGUCUGUGUGUCGUAACGCUGGGCGGUUUCCCCUCUCCCUGGCCAGUCAGUGUCAUUAUUAGCAUGUGAAUAACCAGGGUGUAUGUGUAUGAUUAUCUUUUUUAUGUCUUUUUGUUGAUUUAUCUAUUUUUCGAGGUUGAUGGUGUGGUCUGUCGGUGAGGAAGAGAAGAGGAGGAGGAGAAAUUAUUUGAUAAAUUGUCAACGAAAAUGUUUUCGAGUGUGCGUAGGCUAUACAGGAACUGAUUGUGUUUGUGUGUGUGAUUUGAGUUGUAAAGAUUAGAGAAUUGAUGUUUGUAAGUAUGUAUGUGUGUGUAUGUUUGUGUGUGUUUGUGUGAGUGUGUGUGUGUGUGGUGUGUGUGUGUGUGUGUUGUGUGUCAGUGUGUGUUUACACGUCCUAUGUGCACAUCUAAACCCAGACAUGAAACCUCAAAGACAGGUUGCGAUACGUCAACACUUUGUCUUGUAAGAGUGCCGCUGUCUGGCACCCCAGGCACCAUCGCACACUGACAGGUGUGGGAAUUUGUCGUCAAGGAACCAAUUAACUCUAGUUCUGCAAGUAGUUUUAAUACCCGUGCCAGGUCUGUUGACUGUGUGUAGUGAGGGUUCACUGUGUUCUAGGCAGGUGACAGUGUGUUUUAUUUCCAGGUGUGAUCCUAUAUUAGGUAUACUGACUGUUUCAUACCUCUUCAAGUACACUACAAAAAGCCAUUUUAAUGCUGAAGCUUUUCUUUGUUUUCGGUGAACAUAAACUGUAAUUGGAAGCUUU
Molecule: messenger RNA, 1259 nt
Organism: Penaeus vannamei (Pacific white shrimp)
Lineage: Eukaryota; Metazoa; Arthropoda; Malacostraca; Decapoda; Penaeidae
Source: RefSeq, a predicted model, not a curated record